Molecule: messenger RNA, 8798 nt
Organism: Mizuhopecten yessoensis (Yesso scallop)
Lineage: Eukaryota; Metazoa; Mollusca; Bivalvia; Pectinida; Pectinidae
Product: aminopyrimidine aminohydrolase-like
Exons: 5
Coding region: 3763-4710 (315 amino acids)
Cellular component (GO): cytosol
Source: RefSeq, a predicted model, not a curated record
CUUUUUUUGUUGGUUUCGACCAAUUGCCAGGCUGAUACAUGCCGUUUGAAGAACACAGCAUAUUAGACACGAUUAGGAUGCAGCCACGUGUUUGCUUGAUGUUAUUCUGCACCAUUUAACAAUGUUAUCAACUAACACGCAUUGGUCUAGUAAUCAUUAUUACUUCAGUCACUGUUUGCAGCGAGGUUGAUUGUGUAACUCAUUUUAGAAAUUAUGAUAAAUAAAUAGCUUGUAUUACAAAUGUGAUACUCUGCUUUCAAAACGUUACAUAUAAGAUAUAUUUCUUAAAAUGUCAAAUAUUCUAUUCGUUCCAACGGUGUGCUGAAAACAGGACAAUUUGGAAGUGUUUUUGAGGGAAAGCAACAAUUACAGGUUUUCGAGAUCGACUCUACAUAUACGUUCACGAUGUUAUGCUAGAACUAAUGACACUAUUUAUUUGCAGGGGCUGCUAAGCUGACUGUCUUUUUAUAAAAUGAAAGAAAUGGGUCUGAGUCAUUUCACACGACGAGUAUCCGGGUUCUUAAGAUACACAUUAACCGCAAACCUGUCAGUUCUCCUCCCUGUGGGUCAAGAUAACGCAAUAGCUUACACCGGUAAUACCUCUCUUACGAAAAACUCCUUUACGCUAACAACAGAAAAUGACUGUCACUGGUAUAAAUUAUCAAGAUUGUAAAUGCCAAAACUAAGUUCAAGUUCACUCACGACAAGAUCAAGGUCAAAAUUUAAUAUAUUGUUUACUACAUUAGAAUUUAUAGAAGUAUUAUUGAAGAUAAGAGAUAAGAAAAUUGCCACUUUCUUUGUAUUUCAGUUUUAUUUUAGUUUUAAUUUUUAAGGGAAUGCGGAUUUUGAAUAAUUCAAAAAAACAAUAGUUCUAUCCUGGGCAUAUUCUUCCUUCAAAAUGUUUCUUCAAACGGAAUAUUUGAGAAGUUCUUUAUCAAAAAAAUGCAAACGACGUGAUAAAUGUACUUAUUGCGCAUUACAAGGCGAAUAACAAAACAAAAACCAAUAUAAAGUAUCACUGAGAGUAUUAUUGAAAUCGUCGUUGACAGUUUAAAUAAGGUCACUCUAUGUAACUUAAAUAAUUUAAAAUUGAAUAUCUGUCGGCAAUGUUACUUUUAAUUAUCUAUUAACAAAUACAACAUAUCACAAUAUAUGUGAAGGGGUUCAUACUUGCUUUUUAGUCCUCUGUUUAUUUUCCAUUUCCGUUCUCAGUAGAAAUGUGCUGAUGCUCCAUAUGACAGAUUAACCGUAAAAUCGACCAUGAAAGGUUUUUGUUUGAUAAAGGAAAAGGAUGCAGUGCAUCUACUAAAAAGUUUUUUUUAACUUCUCAACUUCUAAGCUAUUACAAAAUGCAUACUAAAUUAUGUACAAUACAGCGUGCAAACAUACAUGUAUAACGUAAAAAUAAAUUGCAUUUAAAUUUAGGAAACUAUAUUUUAUGGGUUUCUCUUGUUCACUAGCAGUUAUCAUUUGACAUGUUAAAAUCUGUGAACGUUUCACAAACCCACUAUAUAUGAAUUUAAUUAAUCUAUCAAUUCCGAUUAUUGCAACAAAGUUAACUACGCAUUGUGCUCUUUGAUUUCUAGUAAGAACCACAUUGUUGUUACAUUUUCACAUAUCAAUUUAAAAUAAAAUAUGCUGAUUCACGUAUUUAUUUGUUUUAUUCCAAGAAUAGCUGUAGUAAAGACAGCAAAACAAAACGGACGUUCAUUAAAAUUCAACAGGGACGCAGAGAAAAUUCCUUGCUUUUAACAAAAACAGGAUGUCUGGCUGUCCCUUUGUUAACGCGGUUGUAAAGUGCACUUCGUGUUUUAUAAACACGAGACAGCCGGUGACCGACUUUUACCUGGACUUCACAUAUGCACAUAUGCGAUGCAUACAUUGUAUUAUGCACAUUAUGGGAUGUACAUUUGUGAUACAUCUUUGCUCAUUAUGCGUUAUUCACAUAUGCACAGUCGUGCUGCACAUAUACUAAGCACAUAUGUUAAACAUCUAUCUAAUUCAUAUAUACGCAUGAGGCCACACAAAUCAUCCAAACAACAAUGAAAGUAUAUUUUGAUGAUUUCUAAGCGGUAGUGUGUUCAACUAGGCCAACCAUGAUAUUUCUACCUGUAUAGUUUUUAUUGUCACAAUUCACUGUUAUGGAUUAGAACAUUACAUUGGCGAACUAUUUCGAGUUGAUUGUAAACAUUUAACGUUUAGAUCAAUGGUCAAAAUGUAUAUAGGUUUAUGAUAUCAGUUUUUAUGCAAAGAUGGCUAGGUGAACUAGAAAGAAUAGUUCAUUGUUGAGAAACAUUUUCCGAUUCAGCCUUUGGUUUAACAAUAUUAUAGUUGGGUAUUAGUACAUCAAUUAUCGAUAAGAACACAUGAAUCAUAAAGUACGACCCAGAGUUUAAGUCAAAGAAAACUAUUUGACUGUAGCACAUUUAACAAAUGUUACAUACCACACCGAACGACACCAUUACCAUUACAACACUACACCUCCAUCAGUGGUAUAGUGUGACCAUUACAAACACUACACCUCCAUCAGUGGUAUAGUGACACCAUUACAACACUACACCUCCAUCAGUGGUAUAGUGCGACCAUUACAACACUACAUUUACAUCAGUGGUAUAGUGUGACCAUUAUCUCUUAAGUUGUCUAUUUUGACCAUUACAUGGCUUCAUUGGGAUAGAUUUUGAUUUAUUGUUUGUUAACUUACAUCAACAUUUGUCAUUUUCCUGGAGAUGUGAAUCAUGUUUCUCUCUCACGUUGGUGAAUCAGAGGAAAUCUUAUGUUUUGGGAAAAAAUACUUGAUUCAUUUUACGCCCGUUUUCUGUCAUACCGUUAAUCAUAGCAAUGUUGAGUGUUUCCAAGUAACUGUGGCAUUCAGUUCAUGUCAGACAUAUAAAAAGUUCGGCAAUCGCUAAACGUGACAGCCAGCAGAACAGCAUAUUACGAAGAGGUAAGUCAUUUUUAAUAUGUAUGUAUAGAUCACAGCGAUUGUAAUGGUACUGUUUUUGAAUAGUGCGUAAGGUCGUUCAAAUUAGAAUAGAUCGUAGAUGGCAAGUGUAACGAUGAAAUAUCUUGUAUAAUUCGUAAUGUGGUAGAUAUAUUUAAAAUAUUCAUGAAAAAAUGCAUUAUUUUGAUUUAAAAUAAUUUCUUCAUGUCAUUUGAAAAAUAUGCCGAAUCGCAAAUAUUUCUAGCUUGAAAAAAACCACCAUAACAAUUGUUAAGUACGGUUUGCAAAACUUUGUUGUUUUAUUGUCAAUUCAAAUUGAAGUGUUUAAACUCAUGAUAAAAUUCAUAAUUUAGACUCCGAUUGUGAACAUUUCCCUUUCUUGAUAUUAAUAUUCCUGAUUACCCAAAUACGGUGUUUGCAUGUCGCGGUCAAUUCAAUAUUCAUCUUAUGGUUGCAAUCUUGAUCUUAUUGGUAAUUAGUUUUCCUUGUGUCAAAUGGGGAUCGCUUUCUUUCAUUAUGCUUACUGGUGUGCCGUGCUUUUUUCUGUCCCUACCAGAGUUUGUUCUUUGAGGACGUGACCUGGCUAAGAUUUGAUCUGGAAUUUUUAUGGCGAGAGUCGCCGAUAAAGCAGACGACACUUGCCUUUCCUGAUAAUUUUGUCUAAUUUUCCUUGUCGUAUUCAAAGGUCUAUGUCCAAGUUUCCUUUGUCCGUAAUAACGGUUUCGUUAACUGAUUGUUUUGUUGUUGUUUUAUGAUGCCUACUGAUUGGGGACGUUUAACAAUAUGUAACAAAAUUCGCUGUACAGAUACAUGUCAUCGUAAUGUUUAGUAAUUAUGUUCUAUUUGAACAGCAAACAGAUACUUGCACUAUGGCACUACGGAACCCAAGACAGUCCACCAACUUGGAGAGUAUACACGAACCUACAUAUAUAUCUACUGCAAGGGUGCUAGCAGUAUGCCUAUGGUUAUUAUGCAUACAACAGCAGAUAAACAUGACCGGCGCCGAACCGCUAUCUGAGUACCUCUGGAAACAGACCGAGGCCAUUAGGAACAAGGCAUUAUACACAAAUUUUGUACAGGGAAUUGCAAAUGGAAGUCUGAAUCCAACAGCGUUUGGGAGCUACAUGGUACAGGACGCUGUCUACUGUUACAAGGCCAAACAAUCUAUCGACAUGUCUGUGAGUCGAGCACCUGACGGAGAACUCAAAGAUUAUUUGCGAAAAGAGUCGACCAAUUAUGAAAGAUACUACCAAGUGUUAUUUUUAAAAUGGCACAUUAUUGACCCAGUGGGUGUCAAUAUGAGCGAGGCCUGCGAGUCGUACGCAGACUACGAAUACCAGAUCGCUGCUACAGAGGACACCAUCUACAUGCUUGUAGCGAUGCUUCCGUGCAUGAAGUUGUGGCCCUGGCUUGGACAGCAAAUGUCAUCGUUUGACCAUGGUGUUUACACAGAGUGGUACAACGCAUACUUCGACCCUCAAUAUGACGGUUAUAAGGCGUUGGACAUUUUUGUUGAUGAAGCUGAUGCCAGUAAGACUAUCAACCGGACGAAAGCUUUACAAGUGUUUACGAGAUGCAUGGAGGGUGAAUACGAGUUUUUCAACUCGGUACAACCCAUGCAAUUACCUACCACGUCACUUCCUGUAGAUGACCACGUCACCUCCGGUUCUGUUUCCUGUACUAGAUGGACAUUAAUAAUCUCAAUGUACAUUGUUUAUGCUGUUAUGUUUUUCACCAACUGUGUUUUUGAAUUGUCUGCCUUUUUGUAAUUGAGCAUAUGUAUCGCUUUGGACAGAUAAUAAACCAAUCGCGUCCUCGUAUUAAAAAUAUGAUUUCAUUUAACACAAUGAUUUUUAUAUAACAACAAUGAUGUCAAUGCAUAACAAAUGCCGUUCGCAACACAAAAGCAAAAACAAAAAAUAAAAACAAAAAUAAAAUCGAUAUGCCAUUUUGUUGGUUCACUUGUUGCACAUUAAAUACUAUUCCACCUUCUAUCUUACUUACGUGUAGGCAUGUCAAAAAGUAGUGUUACUAAGUUAGUUCAUUAUUAGUAGACUACAGACUAGUUAACCUGUACUUUUCUUAUUUAUAUUGGUGUUUUUCUUUUACAUGUACAUUAUUACGCCAUAAGCUAACAAGUCAGUUCACUAGAAGUGUACAAUUUUACACGUAUCCUUGUUCACACGUUUCCAGUCAUGUCUUAAAGACAAAUCUUAACAUGAGUGAUUUUGUUUAUGAAAGUAAAUUGUUUUAAAACACUAGGUUUCCAUUCUGUUUUACAUAAGACAAAAGUCCUCCGCCAAUAGACAGACUUUGUCAUAUUACCAGUUUGGGAACAACUGCGAUAUUAUAAUGUGUAAUACGCGUCAGUGUGUGUUUACUCAACCAGUAUUAACAUUUGGCACUUGUUUGCACACUUAAAAUAUUCAAUUUUCUGUACAUCAUUUUCCGACUUUUUCACAGUACUUGUUUCUAUAUGUGAAACUUUAAAAUGAUUUAAUAAGAAGUAGUUUCAAUACAUGUUGAUAACUUUGCUUACUUAAUAUGAUGUAUAGUAUAUCAUUCAUGUUUAUUACUGUGCUAGAUUUAUUUUUGUUACAAUAUGUUAAGUGAUAAAGUUUAUCGCUAUUACUACAACAGAAGUGUAAAUGGAGGAGUCCGAGACAUAUUUACUGAUAACUUUUUACUAUAACGGAAAUAUGGAAGUUUUUGUUUCGAAAGAUGUAUGAUUUUUUCCUGAAUUUUGUAAGAUCUAAUAAAUGUUAUUUUGAAUUAAAUUACAUUUCUAAUUCAAUGUAGCAGUAUAAUGGGAGUAGUAUUACUCAAAUAAUAAUUGUCGAAACUCGCCUCUCUCGUUAAAUUGAUCAUGCGCAAAAUGCAUUCUCUUUCAAUCUACAUGCUUAUUCAGACUUCAGAAGCUCUGCACAUAUUGAUUUUCUAAUAAAACUUUGAGAACGAAGUUUAAUUAGAAAUUUAUUAAGGGAAUUUUUUUGUCUUUCAUUAUGUUUUAAUGAAAAGCUGUUGAAGCCGUCUGAAAAUCAGAACAUUUAGCGAGCUCCUCCACCUUAUAAGUUGUUUAAGAAUUGGAGGCAGACGCCAUUUUCACGAACGUUACUCAACUAAAGAACUUGAAAAAAAUUCUAUUUUUCUCUGUUCUAUAUUUGUUAUACAGCAUAUUAGAUAUAUUAUACAGCAUCUCAUUUAAUUUCUAUAUAAGAUAUCUCAUAUACUAUAUAAGAUAUAUAUAUUAUAUGGUUUUAUUAAAUUCGGGAACGACAAAGCUCUUUGAAUAAAUGUUAAGUUGGCUUGCAUAUACCUAUUCUGUUGGCUUUCCUAUUUUACUGUUUUACCAGUAUUUGUUUGUCAUAAUUUUCUUAUUUGCUACUAACACAGACCAAGUUAAAUAAACAAUGUGCUUUCUAUAACGAAUACUAUAAAUUCAUAUAAAGUGCCUCCAUUAUAUACCGGUAUAUAUUUGGUUACAGAUAACAUCAGUUGCAUUUCUUCAGUUAACAGACAUCUAGUAUAAAUCUAGUAUUAUUAAUUAUCGAUAAGCAUGUGUAAACGCAUUAAGCAUUAUUAUAUUUUCUUUAUAUGGACAUUGUGGACAUAUCUAUUUUCCAGGUUUAAGAUAUUCUACAGCAUCAAUUCACACGAACAAACAUUUUAUACGCAAAAAGAAAGUACAAAAUAUUUGAAAUAGUAAUAAUAGCGUUACUCAAAUUAUUAUGGUCUUGCAAGUCAUGUUCACCUUUUUCUUUAAGAAAGGUAAGAAGCUUCUUGGCAGAAAGCACCCCACCACACUUUAACCGUCUUAAAAACACACUUGUAAAAACUGUCGCGGAUCUUAGAAUGUCAGAAAGGCAACUAAAAUGAUUUAUCUUUUACAGAAUUAUUUAGGUGAAAGAUAAAUCAACCUAACUGCCGUUCUGAUAUUCUAUGAUCCGCGACAGCUUCUGACCUUUCUUAAAGAAGUGAACAAAAUGUACAAGACCAGAAUAACUUCAGCAAAUGUAAAUUCAUGCAAGCACCUAUGCUGCCUACUACUCCGGUAUCCUCUAAUUAGCCAAUUUUGCAACAUACAUAGCUUAUUUAAGCUCUCUGCUGACAAUAUGAACAGUACCUACACAUGAUAUUUGUGGUACAUAUAUAUUAUCUUCUCAACUUAAAUGACAUUGUUUUUGAUCAUUUUGACAAUAUAUCAACGAAUUAUUACAAUCCUUUUACGAGAAAUGCCAUAAUAUUAGUCUGCUUUAAAAACUGGAGGCUAACACAGACCAAUUUUCCAUACGUUCAAGCCUGCAUUUAACUAAAAGACGACGAGACCCGACAGUUGAUGCAUUAAACAUGUAUAUGUAUAAGCUUAAAGUAAUUUUGGUGCAUUUUGACACGUUGAUGGAUGAAGGGGUCUAACAUGCGAAAUUAUAAGCUAAGAAUCAUAAGUAAAACGAUCUUAUAAAUAAACUAGUGUUUCUCCAAUACAACUCUGAACCGUCUCAACAAUAUUUAGAUAUCUAUCCAUAUUAUCGUUUCAUUUUCUUCAUGUAAAGAAGAAAUAAAUAGAGAGUUGUCUUAGAUUGGAAUUAAAUAGAUUUGAGCUCCAAUUACUUGCAGAAUUUCCCAGCUGGCAAAUCGCUAUAUCAUUUUUUAGACAUAUUAUGAUAUGAGGGUUGAGCAUCAGUAUCGGAUAAAAGUAGACAUUUCCUUUUUGAACUCGAAGAGAAGUUAAGAUAGGAUUGUUCAAUUCUGACAUAGUUUUUGUAAAAAAAAAAAAAAAAAAAAAGUGUAUUGUAUAAAUGCGUUUUUGGUAUUGGACAUAAAAUAGUAAAUAGUGUUAUCGAACAUUGUAAUUUUAAAUGUUACUGAUAUAAGGUUGCAUUAAGUCCGCUAAAUGAGAUGGGAGCUUAUAGGUAGGCCUACUCCCAAAAGCCAAAUGCCACUUCUGUAUGGAGGAUUCUUUCACGAUUGCCUCCACCGCAGGAAAAUCCAAAUGCAUGCGAAACGGAAAUUACAAAUCCGAUGUUAGAGGCGACUUCACCUCAUUUAGCGUCACAGUCCUUCCUGAAGCAUUUAAACACCUGAACAACAAAACAUGGUUUGUAAGACAUCAUUUAGUUUCUAUUCACUAACAGACCUUCCUACAGGUUUGUACCUAUUAGUGCAUUUAAUUUGUUAGCUAUCAUAUAUCCUUAACAAGUGCCAAUUAUCAUUUAUUGUUUUCUAUUACAGGAAGAAAUAUUGCAAUUUAAUAUUGUAUUUUGAUUGCUUAAUUUAAAUUCAACAUGUUUUAGUGUCAGUUCUCGUUUAAUAUAUGUUUACUGUAUCCUAUGUCUCUGGAGGCCCACAUUUGUUAAAUAUGACGGUAGAUACGGUGACCGGUCCUAUGUACCGUGGUAUCGCUAUUGUUGUUUAUAAUAUUUUGUACUUUCUUUAUAAGAUUUUUGUUCGUGUGUAUUGACGCUAUUGAAUAGCUUAAACCUUGAACUUAUAUAUGUCCGCAAUUUUCCUUUGAUGAAAUUGUAAUUAUGCUUAAAGCGUUUACACAUGGAACAGAUAAAACUUACCCUUUUUAUAUUUUAAUUGCAUUAUUUAUCAUUCCUUGAUUUCUGUUGAUUCAAAAAAUGUUACAGAUUCUUAUGUGAUAUGUUACCAAAUAAAUACCUGUAUAUAAUUAAGGCAGUUCUACGUCGGUUCGUUAUAUUUUGCUUAUAAAAAAUACCCUUACAUGGAUUUAAACUAUGUAUAGAAACCACAUUGUUUAUUUAACUUGAUAUGUGAUUGUAGCACAUGGGAAAAUCAUUAAAAAAACACCUGGUGCAAUAGUUCAAUAAAAAUCCAACAGAAGAAGAAGCCCUAU